CAGAGCACUUAACCAUUUACACAACUAGCACCCCUAUAAAUGGAAAUUUCUGGGUCAUAGGGUUUUCGUAUGUUUAACAUUUUCAAGAACAGCCAUACUUUUCCACAGAGGCUGAACCAUUUUACAACCUACCAGCAAUUUCCUCACAUUCUCCCCAACUCUUCUUGUUUUCUUAUGGUAGUCAUUCUAGUAGGGAUGAGGUGGUAUGUCAUGUGGUUUUGAUUUGCAUUUCCCUAACAACAAGGGCAUGGAGCAUCUUUUCAUGUGUUUAUUGACCAUUUUCUUAUCUUUCGUGAAAUGUCUGUUUAAGUUUUUUGCCCAUUUUUAAAAUGGUUUGUCUAUAUGUUGCUGAGAGAUAGAAGUUCUUUUUAUAUCUUGGAUACUAAAAUUUUAUGACACAUAUGAUUCCUAAAUGCAGUGAAACCUGCGAAAGUUGGCACUUAAGGCAGAAAACUAUCAGGGUAGGAGAACUCAAAUAUUUUCCAGUAAACAAGUGACCAAAAAGUGGUAAGGCUGCACUGCGCCAAAGGCAGAAAAAUUGCAAGACCCAGAAAAACAAGGCAGUUCCGUUGAAUUCCAGCUGUUACAAGUUUCAUUGUAUUUUCUCCCAUUUUGUAUGUUGUCUCUUCCCUUUGUUGACAGAGUCCUUUGAUGCAGAAGACUUUUAAUUUAUCUGUUUUGUCUUUUAUUGCUUGAGCUUUUUGAUAUCAUAGCUAAGAAUCCAUUGUUGAAAACUAGUGUGUACAGAAAAUAAAUGUGAUGCUUUUUUAAAAUAGUAAAAAUAUUGCAUGAGUCAAAACUUUCAGAAAUACAAACAGUAGAACUGGUCAUUGAACACCAUUUGUAAUCUCAGCGUAGGUAGAAAAAUGUCGUGCCUUGUAUUUUUUCUUUUCCUUCUCUAGAGGUAGAUGUUCUAGAAGUACUCCCAUUUUGGGCAGGAGUUUUACUUAGAGACAUGACUGUUGGUGUAGUCACUUCAUGUCAAAUUCAAGCCUUCAUUCAAAGCUACUGAAUUUUCCUAGUUCAGAAUCUCAGACUUGCUCUUCAGAUGCGACCACAAUGUCAACUUUUUUUGUGAAGAAAGCUUUCCAAAGUUUUAUUUUGAUUCUGUUUCUCACAGACACACACUCGAUAGUCAUUUAGUUUCUUAUUCAACAAAACAGGCUUAGCAACAUGAAAUUCCGUAUUGGACUUAUUCUGAACUACCAAAAAUGCAAUUUCAGAUGCUUCAACCAAAUAACACCUGUGCGGUUACAAAGUUGUAAGCAAAUAAUGUGUGCAAGUGUAUAAACAGCAGUGGCACAGUUAAAAUAAGGGACACCUCCACACAGAAGAGUCUUAACAGAGUCUUGAAAGUCAAACAGAAAAAAACCUUUCAUCCAGAAUUUCACUGUAAUUAUCAGCAUCUGGUCUACAUCAAGAUCGCCCAAUCCAUUAGUAGAGUAACCAGAUAUCUACUAUCAGAUGUUAGAGCCUAUGCUAUGAACUGUUAAUUAUUUCCUAAAAGUUUAGUCCAUGCCAGCACUGUGCUCUUCUUUUCCUUUAGCCUGAAGCUUCAGAAGUGGGAAUGCAGCCUGUUUCAGAGGUCACAGUUUGAGUCUUCAUGGCCAGCAGGAGAGAGCCUACAGGUUGAGAUAUGGGCUCUUGGGUAACAAUGGACUCAAGACACCAAGCUCUUCCCAUAGGCCACCUGGGACACUAAGGACUGUGACGCUCUGAAACCUAACAUGUCCAAGACAAAACUUUUAAAAUUUCACCUGAACAAAUCUGCUUCUCACCUGGCUUUCCCAACCAGUGAGCGGCAUCAGCCUCCAUUCACUAGAUUUAGGGGAAAUAGUCCAAGCUACCCUGAGAGGAGAGCUCCCUUGAGAAAGCAACCUCUGAACUUUCGUCUGCUUUUCUCUUGUCACAAGAAGGUACACUCUCCUCCCAGCAGCAAGAGGCAUAUUUCAACAGUGUAAACCAAGCAAGCUGUCAGUCACAUAUAGAAUAAAAUCCACGUAUUUUAUGUUGGCCAACAAGAUCCUACACAUUAAGGCUUACAUAUAGCUCUCUGACUAAAGUUUAUAUCACCCUCAUGUUUGAUAGGCUCUUGACAUAUUUUUAGAAAAAUUUUUUUCAGUGAUGUCAAGAUUUUCCCCGCCUUUCAGCCUUUGCACCAGGUAUUUUUUCUGAUUAGAGGAAAACUUUUAAACCAUAGGAAUUCAAUAAUUCUUACAAUGUGGGUCUCACUUCAAAUGUUACCUCCUCAGUGCCCUUCCUGUCCCCUCAGUUACUCCCACUCAUUUCUGUCUUUAAAUAUUGCAGUUUUCGGAAUGUGGUAAAUCCAAUUUAGGGUGACAGUAACCUUCAGCAUGUAAAUACAAGCAUUUUUAAUUAAAUUUUACGUUUGCUUUUAGCAGUUGUUUCCCUGUGUGACAGAGUUUUAGAAAACAAAAAACUGUGAAGCCCUGUGUUGUGCUGAUGGCAGCUUUCAGACCCUCUCUGCUGUGUUGAUUACUUAACCUUGUGGUGAGUCCCCUAGAGCUGUGAUGUCCCCUAGCCAGAUGUUGCUAAAUCAGUUAAAGUUUGUUGAAACUAAAAGAAAAAAUACAGUUACUUGUACUAGCCGUAUAUUCUGUGGUAAAUAGUCACAUGGAGAUAGAGGCUACCAUAUUGGACUGUACAGAAACAGAACAGGGCUAUUGUCACAGAAAGUUCUUUUGGAUGGUGCUGCUGAAGAGUGUAUACAAUAGGUGAUAAUCUGGGUGUGUCCUUAAUGAUCAGUGUCACAGGCCAGAAGAAACAAGAAAACAAGAUAUAGGUUUUAUAGUCUGCCCAUAGAUUUAUUGUCUAGCAUGGGAGAGAGUUUUAAAUAAAUAAUGAAAAACUAAGGAUAUGUGAUGCCUAUAUUAAAAAGACCUAACCCGAGAGUGAGGUUAGAUUGCUUGACAAGUAAAAUUACUUAAGUGAAGAUUUACAAAAUUGGGUUAUUUUUAGCAACAUACAUGGUAGUGUAGGGCUGAUACUAUGUUGUAUGAGUAGAUAUGGAAAGAGUAUUUCAUUUGGGAAAAAUAAAUGUGUAAAUCUCUGAGGCAGCAGAGAACCCAGUAUUGUCCAUUCAUUGAUGGAAGUCAGAGAUGAUUGAAGCGUAGAAAACAACAUGUGGGUGGUAGGGUUUGUGUGAGCCAGAUUCGAGCAGGUCAUUUAGAACCAUGCUGACUACUCGGGGCUUUUGGAAGGCCACUGGACAGCCAUAGACGGGCAUUAAGCAUUUCCUGUGCUGGAGAUAGAUUUUGGAAGUGACAACCAUGUUUGAAUGACGUCAGGUAGGAGCUUGUUAUAAACAAGAUAGAGAAGACUGUGAGGAGACCAGGACAUGGACAUUGUGGAUCAUGAAGAUAGCAUAGUGAUAUAAUGUAGAUGUGGAUGUACGAAAGGGUAUCCCUUGAUAGAAUUCUUAUUCCUUGGGUUACAGGCUAUAGAUCAGUGGAUGCUUCUCCCAGUUGAAUGUCAAUGUGAAUGUCAACCUUGGGAUCUUGUUGAAAUGCGGAUUUUGAUUCAGCAGUUCUGGGGUGGGACUUGAGAUUCUGUAUACUAAUCAAGCUCCUAGUUUAUGCUAGAAGUAAUAGUCUAGAAAUAAUGAUGUGAAUUAAAAUUAGUUCUAUUAGAAGAAAUAAUAAGAAGAAUAAUGCUUAGCGGGGAGACACUGGUGUAAACAUCAUGUGAGAGAGAGAACAUUGACGCUGAGACCAAGAAAUGAAAGAGUAGGAGUCAACUUGGAGGGGGAGCAGGGUGAAAAGAAAUAGGAAGAGAGGCAGGAGAUGGCUCCUUAGCGAUACUGUAAAGAUUUUCUGAUUUAUUGAUCAAUUUAAUAUAAGGUUGAAAAACAAAGUGUUCAGGGAUCCUCCCAGAUUUCUCAAAAGCUUAGUGAGUGGUGUUCUCAUGGUUUUUAAAAUGAAGAGGAAAAAAACCCCAGAAAACUCAAGAGGCAGAGAGAAAUGUUAAUUAAUUGCAAAAAGAAAAGAAAAAAAAUACCGAUCAAAUAUCGCAGUGCUAUAAGUGAAAUGAAAAUGUUUUUAAAAGGACAAUAGAAGUUUUUUCUACAGCACAUAGUUAAAAAAUAAAUCAAUCCUGAUGAGUUCAUUGUAAAUACUUGAAAAAUAUGUUCUUUCUUAAAAAUUCAUCUAUGUUAAUGUCAGAGAACAGUGAUAUUUGAUAUCAUGGACAAAGUUACAUAGGUGAACCCACAACUUCAACAUUGGACCCCUGACUUCCUGGAGGAAAUCAGAUUUAAAUUCUGUGGCCUGGCCAGACCUGUUUGCCUCAAUGCUCUGGAACAAGUAAAUUCCUCCAUCUGUGAUCUUGUGGCGGAAAAAAGAGCCCCAUGGAGAUGCAUGAAUAAUGCUGGUGUAUGCUCUGGAGACUGAAGCCUGUUCUGCCUUCAGUGCAAAUGCCCUCAGGGUGGAGCAUUGCCCUGAGCCUGCAAGGAAGCUAAAGAACUGUCAUUCCCUGCUUCCUCAACACUGUUUUCUCCCCAUCCUUCUUCUAUUUCAGGUCUGGAGUGUGGCGCAGAGAGAACUAGGCCAGUCCAGGCAGCUGGGGGCCUAGAACGACCAUCUUGCACAUCUAUAUAUCAUAAGGAAGAAUUUCAGCUGCUCAGACUGGUGUGUGGACCAGACAUUAUCCAUCUGCUUCCAAACUUCCCACUGCUCUGCUUUUGCUCCCGUCCUUGUUCCAGAAGUGGCUCUUUGGGCUCAGAGGCAACAUUCCCUUAGACUUUCAGAAGCUGGAGAAGCAAAUGGACUCAGUGGUCGCUGAGGAUGUGGCUGUGGUCUUUAGCAAGGAGGAGUGGGCUUUGCUGAAUCUUACUCAGCGGAAACUCUACAGAGAAGUGAUGAUAGAAACCUUCAGAAACCUGGUGUCAGUAGUCUCUCAAAACCUUAAGGAUGGAGAUAAGUUAUGCAGCAAACAUAUAAUGGUGAGAUACAUGAACAGUAACACCUUGUUCUCCAUGUUAGGAGAACUCUCUGAAUUGUAUGGCAGUAAAGAUCAUCAUAAAUUCCCGGAGGGAUGUUUGAGAAGUCAUACAGUUGAAAACCUCUUUGAAGAUAAUGAAGGCAAUCAGUGUGGGAAAACCUUCAGCCGGAUUCCAAAUCUGACUGUGGUAAAAAGAAAUCCUACAGAAGUGAAUCCUUUUGGAUGUUCUGUGUGUGAAAAAGCCUUCAUGGAUCCUUCAUCACAUAACCAUCGUACCAGAUGUCACACUGGAUGCAAUACCUGUCAGUUUAUUGCAUGUGGAGAAACCUGCAGUUGUAACACUCCUAUGAGAACUCUUAAUGGAAAGAAAUCCCAUAAAUGUGAGGUAUGUGGGAAAGGGAAAGACUUCAUUUGUAUCUCAACCCUUAAGAAUUCUGUGACAACACUCACUAGUGAGAAACACUAUAAUUGUAACGAAUAUGGGAAAGAUUUCUGUAUUUUCUCAUCCUUUUGCACACGUGUGAGCGGUCAUAAGGGUGAACGUAAAGAAUGUUGUAAAACCUGUAGUCAUUCUUUAUCCCUUAUUUUACAUAACAGAGGUAAGCCUUAUGAAUGUAGGGAAUGUGAAAAAACCUUUAGUUGGCCCUCACACCUCACUACACAUAUGGGAACACACAGUGGAGAGAAACAUUACGAAUGUAAAGAAUGUGGGAAAGCUUUCAGUAGACCCUCAGCCCUCACUGCACAUGUAAGCACUCACAGUAGAGAGAAGCCUUAUGAAUGUAAGGAAUGUCGGAAAGCCUUUAGUCAGUCAUCAGACCUCACUGAACAUGUGCGAACUCAUAGUGGAGAGAGGCCUUAUGAAUGUAAGGAAUGUGGGAAAGCCUUUAGUUGGCCCUCAUGCCUCACUACACAUAUGCGCACACACAGUGGAGAGAAGCCUUAUGAAUGUAAGGAAUGUGGGAAAGCCUUCAGUUGGCCAUCACGGCUCACUACACAUAUGCGAACUCACAGUGGAGAGAGGCCUUAUGAAUGUAAGGAAUGUGGGAAAGGCUUUAGUCAGUCGUCACACCUCACUAACCAUGUAAGAACUCACAAUGGGCACAGGCCUUAUGAGUGUAAGGAAUGUGGAAAAGCCUUUAGUCAGGCUUCAACUCUCAGUUCUCAUAUAGCAACUCAUAGUAGAAAGAAGCCUUAUGAAUGUAAGGAAUGUGGGAAAGCCUUUAGUGAUUCUUCAGCCAUGUCUUCACAUAUGAGAACUCACAGUGGUGUGAGGCCUUAUGAAUGUAAGGAAUGUGGGAAAGCCUUUAGGUAUUCUUCUAAUUUCACUUCACAUAUAAGAACUCACAGUGGAGAGAGGCCUUAUGAAUGCAAACAAUGCGGGAAAGUCUUUAGGCAGGCCUCAAACCUCAUUACACAUAGAAGGAUUCACAGUGGAGAGAGGCCUUACGAGUGUAAGGAAUGUGGGAAAGCCUUUAAUUGUUCCUCGCACCUCACUAAUCAUAUGAGAACUCACAGUGGAGAUAAGCCUUAUGAAUGUACAGAAUGUGGGAAAGCCUUUAGUCAGGCCUCAUCCCUCACUACACAUAUUAGAACUCACAAUGGAGAGAGGCCUUACAAAUGUAAGGAAUGUGGGAAAUCCUUUAGUCAGGCUUCAUCCCUGACUAAACAUAUAAGAACUCAUGCUGGUGUGAGGCCUUACAUAUGUAAGGAAUGUGGGAAAGCCUUUAGGUGUUACUCAUACCUCACUUCACAUAUAAGAAUUCACAGUGGACUGAGGCCUUAUGAAUGUAAGGAAUGUGGGAAAGCUUUCAGUUGUUGCUCAGUCUUAACUAAUCAUAUAAGAAUUCACAGUGGAGAGAGGCCUUACGAAUGUAAGCAAUGUGGGAAAGCCUUUAGGCAGGCCUCAGGCCUCAUGAUACAUGGAAGAAUUCAUAGUGGAGAGAGGCCUUUUCAAUGUAAAGAAUGUGGGAAAGCCUUUCGUGAUUCCUCAACCCUCAGAAGACAUACAAAAACUCACAUUGGAGGACUUACGAAUGUAAGGAACGUGAGAAAGCCAUUUGCUCAUCACACCUCACUUCACAUAUAAGAUCUCACAGUGGAAAAAUUACUGUGUCAAAAGUGGGAUGUUUCAUCCUUAAUACUAUAAUUUCAAACGGGAAAUUUCUGAAAGUCUGUGAUUAAAGAUAAAAGUUUUAUCAGUGACUAAUGAAGCACUAAUUACUUCAAAGAAGGGGUCAUUAGAGCUCCUUUGUGCCUUUGACAUAAAUAAAAGUUUCAUUUUCACUAUGGGUUUGUCCUCAUCAGUGUUUACUACUUUCUCAGUCCAAGCUAAAUUUUACUUUUUGAAAGUCCUUCACUAUGAUAAAUAAGGCUCCAAGGAAUAGCCAUGAGCAAAUGUGGUUUUGUAUUUGUUAAUGUUUUUAUUGAUGUUAUUUUCCAUUCAGUUAAAUGCACUCUUGUAUUUGGGUUAAGAGGUUUUUUCCUUUGUUUUUUGUAUUCAUGUUUAAUGCGUUUUCUUCCACUCUUUCUAUUGUAAAGUUAACUAUUUUACCCUUUAUAAUUAGUAAAUUUCUCGUAGGGCCAUAUUUUGAGACAGUACAAAUAUUCUGUUUUUCAUGGUGCUUUAGCCUACUAAUUUAUUGUGCACUGAUAAUUACUACUUAUAAUUUUAUCACUGUGGUGUUUACUGAAGUUACUUUCUCUUCCAUUCAUUUCUUCUAUGUUUAUUAAUUGGAAUUCUGCAAGAAGUAGUUUUCCCUUCUCUCCCUUUUAUGCGUUUAUGAAAUUGUUUAUAGCAGUAAAAGCAGUCCUUGAAUAAUGAACAUGUUCCCUUCUGAAGUCUGUCUUUAAUUUGAAUUUGUAUGCAAGUCGGAACACUUACGCAAGAUUAACUUCUAAUGUCAGAUGAUCAAGUAUUUGUCUCAGUAUAUAGUAUACACUGUACUUUUGUAUGCACAGGAAACAUUAAAGGAUGUAAAUACACUAAAAUAUUUUUAACACAAUAAUAUAGUGAUGUUUUGAUGCACGACGUACCAUAGCACACAAAUGUUACUGUGAAUCUUUGAUGCCCAACUGGAUUCCCUCUUGGUGUAGCCUCCAUCCCUGACUUGGGUUGGUUAUGAGGCUGCCAGCAUGGGCAAUGUACAUGCAAACCCCACCAUAGGGUUUGAUGGGUGGGGGUGAGAAUGACCCUAAAUCUGCGCCACUCCAAACGUGACAUUAUGGUGGGCAACAUCAUCUGCCGAGCUCCGAGCAGUCAGAGGGACUAGCGAGAAUAAAGUACUGCCAGCAUGCAGUGGACACUUGAGUUCCUGUCAGAGCAGGUGUUAAUUUUUAACAAGAGUUUUCGGGGGUUGUUUCGUAACUAUUUGUUUUACAUAAGAUGGAGGAUCAUAACACAUGGGCUCAAGUGUAUCAGGUAACCCAUAUUACCUGUUUUUUUCUUGCUCAAAUUGUCCCAGAUUUGGUUAUUAGGAACUUUCUUACUUAGGUUCCUGUAUUUAUUUACCAUGCUUCCAUUAUAAUUUAAAAUUUGUUUCCUGCCAGUGUUCAAGGCUCAUCUAAUCCUUUUCCUGCCUAAGCCCUGGAAUGAGGCUUUUCUCCAAGAAACCCUGGUUCCUUUUAUUAGAGAAUGAUAUUUAGAAACAAAGAUCUGGGCAUUAGGUAUGCUUAUUGCUACUGGGCUCUCAAAGUGGAAGGAGCUAGGAAAUAUAUAUGUGUGUGUAUAUAUUUACAAAGACACAUAUUUAUACUUAUUUCUAUAAGUAUCUGUGUAUGUUUUGAAAACCACAAGAUCAUACCCUUAUCUCUGAUUCCAGUCCAAUACUGCAGGAUUCAUUUUAGCCUUUUCCCUUACUUUAUACAUGACUCCUUUAGUAGUAGUACUGCUGGCUCCCGUUUUCCACAAUGCAUUAAUUGCUGAAUCUGAGAAUAUACAUAUUUCAGGAGAGAUGGUAAAGAAGAACCAGCUUCUGAAGUCAUGAAUCAGUCAAAUAUGUAGGAGAUGGGCAGACAACAGUAGUGAAAAUGAAGAGAAGCUGGUAUAGUCAAAAGGCUGUAAAAAGACCGAGGAAUUUUACACGAGGUACAGGAAGGUCAGCCCCCAAAUGGUACUAGGGAUUGAGAGCAGUUCUGAUCUUACUCCUGGAAUCAGAGGUACAAAGGAUGUGAGAUAAAAUUCAAAGUGUUGAAUAGAUUUUUAAAAGUCCAGAAACGACCAGGAGAAAGACUUGCACACAAAAUAAAUUGUCCACCAAAAAGAGAACUGGGAAUUACUAGAAGAAGGGUUUGCCUACUUCGACCUAGCUGUUUCCCUUACCAAGAUUUAUCACCUUUGGCAUACCAUUAGUUCAGUAUUUUCCAACUUCUGUAGCUCUGCUUUAUUUGGCCCUGAUUUGCACCUAUUUUUAAAGCUCGUGAUAUCUAUCCUCCGCUGUGUAUACGGUGAUAUUAAAUGCAUCUACACUGCGUAAUUUUUUUAUACAUUUCAGUACAGGACUUCUGACUGGUCUUUUCAAAUCUACGAUGUCAUUCAUUAUUGUUUCCAAUUUCUGCUUUUUAUUCUCAUGACCGUAGAAAGCAUUGAUGUUUUAUAUUCGUGUGUGUCUGUUGUCUUGUUCCGUGUGCCUGAGAUAAUUCUGUGAUACACAUUAUAUUCAUUAUGUUUUCUUUUUUAAAAAGUUUUUAACAUGUACUAAACAUAAUAAUCAUAUUCAUUGUCAAGGAUCAUCAACUCUCAACAGGUUAUGUGUUUUAGUUAAAGACGUUAUUAAAAAUAUAAUUUUUCUUCUUCCAAGGGGGUUGUUUGUUUUGCUUUGCCAGGUAUCUAAAGUUGCUACCAAUCUCAGAGUUUGAGAUCCCUCCUUGGAUGACUCAUAACCAGGCUGCAAAUUCCUUGUGUUACAUUGAUAUGCUCACACUCUUUGGAAGCCUGAGCUCCAACUUCUGCCCCUUCAUCUGAACGUUGCUUACGUAUGUUUGUACCUGAAUCAGCCUCCUGUUGUUAAUGCUCAUCUGAAAUACUUGACUCUUCUCUAAUUCCACUUUCUUCUUAAUUGUGUCCAGCGAUUGCUGAAUAUUUUAUUUCUUUAAUACAUUUAGGAUGAUGUAUCUUAUUUCAUCCAACUUUUUAGGUGCCCAGUGGAACACUAGGUCAAAACUACUUAAAGAGGAAGUCUCAUUUGCCCUUUGAACAUUUACUAAAAUAUAGCAUAUGUAUCUAUAGUUAUAUCAUUAUUGCUCUCUCUACAGAUAGAUGUAUGUUGUUGUGUGCCUUCUUAUUGAUUCCAACCCAUAGUGGCCCUAUAGGACAGAGUAGAACUGCCCCAUAGGAAGUAUACAAUGCUGUAACAUUUACAGAAGCAAGAUUGCCACAGUUUUCUCCCAAGGAGCAGCUUGUAGGUUUGAAAUGCAGACCUUUGCUUAGCAGCAGAUUUCUUUACCACUUGGCUACCAGGGCUCCUUAAAAUAGAUAAGUAUACAUAUAUGUUUAUAUCUGUAUCUACAUAUAUAAACUCAUAAGAAGUAAAGAAAUCUAUCAAACUUUAUAUAAUUGAGGAGAGAAACAUUUCAGAGGGAAGAGUCAAAACUGAAGGAAAUGAAAUCUCAUCUUUAAAACAGUGCUUUAUCUUUUUAAAACAUUGAUGGCACUUUAUUUCUAAGAUUUACCUGGAGAUUAACUCAAGGAAAAGUAGAUAAGACUCGAUAAAAAAUAAAGGGGAUAUCCAAUAAAAAUCUAUGGCAGUGUCACUGUGUCUCUUGGGGUGAACCCCUGAGCAUUUCAUUUUACUUGGAUGCACAAUCAGUGCCCAUGGAAACAGCAAAGAAAUCAAAUGACAUUACAUUGCUCAGGUCUGCAGCAGAAGACCUCUUUAAAGUGUUAAAAAACAAAGAUGUCACUUUGAGGACUAAGAUGUGAAUGACUCAAGCCAUACAUUUUCAUUUGCCUUGCGUGCAAACCUGGACAAUGAUA
Molecule: messenger RNA, 10933 nt
Organism: Trichechus manatus latirostris (Florida manatee)
Lineage: Eukaryota; Metazoa; Chordata; Mammalia; Sirenia; Trichechidae
Product: zinc finger protein 883-like
Exons: 4
Coding region: 4781-7048 (755 amino acids)
Biological process (GO): regulation of transcription by RNA polymerase II
Cellular component (GO): nucleus
Molecular function (GO): RNA polymerase II cis-regulatory region sequence-specific DNA binding; DNA-binding transcription activator activity, RNA polymerase II-specific
Source: RefSeq, a predicted model, not a curated record